Molecule: messenger RNA, 2961 nt
Organism: Miscanthus lutarioriparius
Lineage: Eukaryota; Viridiplantae; Streptophyta; Magnoliopsida; Poales; Poaceae
Source: the annotation of a GenBank genome assembly
AUGGGCAACAGCACGUCCCGGGUCGUCGGCUGCUUCGCGCCGCCCGACAAGGCCGCCGGCGGCGUCGACCUCGACUUCCUCGAGCAGCUCGACGAAGGGCUCGGCCACUCCUUCUGCUACGUCCGCCCGGGCGCCGUCGCCGACUCGCCCGCGAUCACGCCCUCCAACUCCGAGCGCUACACGCUCGAUUCUAGCGUCAUGGACUCGGAGACCCGCAGCGGGUCCUUCCGCCACGAGCCCGCCGACGACCUGGCGGCCGCCGGGCUGCAGCGGCCCUGCAGGAGCUUCGGCGAGACCACCUUCCGGACCAUCUCGGGGGCCUCCGUCAGCGCCAACGCGUCCUCCGCCAGGACGGGCAACCUCACCGUCUCCCUUGCCGGUGACGUGCAGGAGCCCGCCGCCGCGUUCGAGAGCACCGCCUCCUUCGCCGCCGUGCCCUUGCAGCCGGUGCCGCGAGGGUCGGGGCCACUCAACACCUUCCUGUCGGGGCCGCUGGAGAGAGGAUUCGCGUCCGGCCCGCUUGACAAAGGCUCCGGCUUCAUGUCUGGGCCAUUGGACAAGGGAGGAGCCUUCAUGUCAGGUCCCAUCGAUGCUGGCAGCAGAAGCAACUUCUCAGCACCUCUUUCGUAUGGCCGGAGGAAGGCUCGUCUGGGGCUUCUUGUACAUAGGAUUAGCAGACCCAUGAAAACCGCAUUGUCCAGAACAUUCAGCAGGAGCUCACAGAAUCCAGGCUGGGUUCAGAAGUUUCUGAUGCAUCCAAUGUCUCAACUGCCCUGGGCAAGGGACGCAAAGUCCAGAUCAGAAGGCUCACAGAAUGGGUUGGAAGCUGGGAUACCUGAACCUGAGUAUAAUGUGACGAGGAACCUUCAGUGGGCUCAUGGAAAGGCAGGGGAAGAUAGGGUUCAUGUUGUUCUAUCUGAAGAGCAAGGAUGGCUGUUCAUUGGAAUUUAUGAUGGUUUUAGUGGCCCUGAUGCACCUGACUUUCUAAUGAGCAAUCUAUACAGGGCCAUUGAUAAAGAACUGGAAGGACUGCUCUGGAUUUACGAAGACAGCUCUGAAAGGUGUGACCAUGUAUCUAAUCUUGAAGAGGGUGAAUCAGUUGCUGCUUCUGUGGAUGCUCCUCAUGGUGAUAGUGGCCGGUUCCAGAGUGACAAUGGGAAACAGGAACAACUUGGUAAUUUUGGAAAACAAAAUGUCUCACCUGGAAAGGGUGGUGAUGAAAGUGCCUUGCAAGUUCAACCAAACUGUACCGGCUGUGAAGAGAAAGAUUUGACUGCACAGGAUUCAAGUAGUGAGAAGUUGGGCAGGGAUGAGAUAGUUGAGGAAAUGGCUGGAGCUGAUCUGGGAAAUGAUCUCCAAAACAGAGAAUCUCACAACUCGAACAGAAGUGUUUCAGGUGCAGAUCUUUACACCAGCUGUAGCUGUGCAACAGAAACCAGUGCCUAUUGUGAUCAGCAUGCCAAGUUCUUGAAAGAAAACAGAAAGAGUAAGCGUCUUUUUGAGCUUCUUGAGAUGGAACUGCUAGAAGAUUAUAACAAAAGGUUAUCUAAGGCGUCACCAGAGAAAAGGAAAAUACCGAGCUUGCAUGUUGCACAGGAAGGCACUGUAGAAGGGAGCUCAAGAAACGCAGCUGAGAUCUCCAGGUGUUCAUUGGCAGCAACUGGAGAAUGUUUUGAUGAUUCUGAAGAUCUUGGAAGUUCAAGACAUGCUGAUAGUGUACUUGGCACAGAUCUUAAAGAGUGUACAGGGUGUUCAAUGUCUACAUCUUCAUCAGGGCACAAGCAAGUUACGAGAAGAUUUGUAUUCGGAUCAAAGUUGAGGAAGAUGUACAAAAAGCAAAAAAUGUUGCAGAAGUUUUUCCCAUGGAACUAUGAUUGGCACAGAGAUCAACCUCAUGUUGAUGAAAGUGUUAUAAAAUCUUCAGAAGUCGCUAGGAGAUGUAAGUCAGGGCCAGUAGAGCAUGAUGCUGUAUUGAGGGCAAUGUCACGAGCACUUGAAACAACAGAGGAAGCAUACAUGGAAAUUGUGGAAAAGGAGCUUGAUAGACAUCCAGAGCUUGCAUUAAUGGGUUCAUGUGUCCUUGUAAUGUUGAUGAAGGACCAGGAUGUAUAUGUCAUGAAUCUUGGGGAUAGCCGAGCAAUCUUGGCACAGGACAAUGAUCAGUACAAUAGCUCAAGUUUCUCAAAAGGAGAUUUACGACAUCGAAACAGGUCAAGGGAGUCACUUGUCCGUGUCGAACUUGAUAGGAUAUCAGAAGAGUCGCCGAUGCAUAAUCCUAACAGCCACCUAAACAGCAAUACAAAAGCUAAGGAACUCUCAAUUUGUAGAUUAAAAAUGAGGGCAGUGCAACUGUCAACUGACCAUAGCACGAGUAUUGAGGAGGAAGUCUUGAGGAUUAAAGUAGAACAUCCUGAUGAUCCCCAAGCUGUCUUUAAUGAUAGAGUAAAGGGACAGCUGAAGGUUACUAGAGCAUUUGGUGCUGGUUUUCUAAAGAAGCCAAAAUUUAACGAGGCACUACUUGAGAUGUUCCGCAUCGACUAUGUUGGAACAUCACCAUAUAUCAGCUGCAACCCUGCUGUACUUCACCAUCGUCUCUGCGCAAAUGAUCGGUUUCUUGUAUUGUCGUCAGAUGGAUUGUAUCAAUAUUUCAGCAAUGACGAGGUAGUUUCGCAUGUGUUGUGGUUCAUGGAAAAUGUACCAGAGGGAGACCCAGCGCAAUACCUUGUAGCUGAACUUCUUUGUCGUGCAGCCAAGAAGAAUGGAAUGAAUUUUCACGAGUUACUGGAUAUCCCCCAGGGUGAUCGCCGGAAAUACCAUGAUGAUGUUUCUGUUAUGAUUCCUAUUCUCGUUGAGGACCUGUUGGUUACAACCAGGAAGUUCAACAGGAACAAAAGAUUCCAGAGGAAUGUGGUGGACUGGUGGUUAUCGGCCCAUGAUGAAUCAACCUCAACUAUGAGAUAA